Molecule: messenger RNA, 1462 nt
Organism: Triticum aestivum (bread wheat)
Lineage: Eukaryota; Viridiplantae; Streptophyta; Magnoliopsida; Poales; Poaceae
Exons: 10
Coding region: 140-922 (260 amino acids)
Source: RefSeq, a predicted model, not a curated record
CCCGCCGCAAGUUUUUCCACGCGCAGUCGUCGACAUGGUCAAGAGGAGCUCAAGCUCCUCUUCGACCUGAACCAGCCCUCGCGGACCUGGUCGCCCUCCUCCUCCUCGAGGAGCACGUACUCCAAGCCCCUGGUUCAUAAUGGAUUUCACGUGGUUUGAUGACCGUAGUGUUAUCUUUCAAGGCCUGGAUGGUACAGCCCAGCAUCAGGUGUCAAGUGGUUCUGAUCCUGAAUUUGAAAGUUUUGUCAAGCACAUUGAAAAGCAUUACACAGACCAUCUUCUUGUGCCAGAGGAUGCUGAUGGCAUUUUUUUACUACUCCCAAACAUGGAUGACGCCGACUUCAUUGAGAGGGUGGUGAGGGUGAUGUGCAGGGCAAUGCAGAGGGUAAUUUCUUCCAUUGUUGUUCUUUAUUUACUCCUGUUCAUGGAUCUAAUUUUUUUUUCUAAUUUGGCAGUUGAAGAGCAGGAAGAUCUUGAGGAUCAACAUCUGAACUUGCUUGAAGACCAAGAAGAUCUCGAGGAGCAACAUCUAAACUUUCACGCUGAUAUGCAGGGAGAUAGUGAUGAUGAUGAUGAUGUCUGGGUACCGCAAGUCCCGAACUUCAAUCCACUCUGGCUACUUGAAGACCAGGAUGAUCUUGAGGAGCCUCUUGACUUGCAUCUGGAUGAAGAGUAUAACUCUCAGCUCUCAAAGGCAGACCGGCUCCUUGAAGAGGGAGAGGAGAUGCUUACACGUGCGUUUGCCCUGCAUGCGCACAUUAAGGAUCAUAUCAAUCGACGGAUUACGUAUGUCGCUGCAGAGUCUGUUCUUCAACAAAUGGCAGUAGUUGCCACCCGGUUGCUACAUCUUGGUACUGAGUCAAGGGACUUCUCGCCAGAUCUCCAACAGUUUGCGCUUCAGAGGAUGGAACUUGGUCAAUGACAUCCAAGCAAGGAUCGUUCGGUUGAAUGGCAUGUUCCCAGAUCUGCUUGUACAGAGCAAUAUGAUGGCUGAGCGCAUGGUUCGUGAGAGGCGCUUUGCUGCUAACUACCCAAUGUGGGCCUCCAACAGUCACAAGUACUCAUUUCCCCUGAGCUAUACAGAGAGCACUGAAACAGGAGAUGGGGAGACCAAAGUUGGUGAGGACAAGUGUGAUGAGAAUCCUGAAACCGAAGAUAAGUCCACUUGGACUGAAGAUGUGUAUGUUUGGAACGUGGAUGAUGAUCCUGAAUUGGAUGUGGAAGAUUGGGAGGAGAGAUGUGAGAAACGUAGUGCUUAGAUGUGUUUAGGUAGUCAGCCUAGUGUGAAAAAGAGUGCCUGCAGUUUUCCUCCUUCCUUAAACUGCUAUCCUGUGCAAACUUGUUUGGCACUGUAAUAAAUUAGCCUACUAAUGAGACCUCUAUUCUAGCUUGGAGGUUUGUUGCCCUGCAGAUGAUCUAAAAGAUGUGCGAAGUGAUGCAGUUCAGGUUUUCUUUCUGUUAA